Messenger RNA from Rotaria sp. Silwood1, 1968 nucleotides. The record is from the annotation of a GenBank genome assembly. NCBI's taxonomy places the organism in Eukaryota, Metazoa, Rotifera, Eurotatoria, Philodinida, Philodinidae.
AUGGCAACAGGUAAUCUUGAGACGAAAUCUUGUUGUAAAUGUGACAAAAAGGGUCAAACUUUUACAUGUAAUGGAUGUCAACAAACGUUUUGUUCUGAUCAUUUAGAUGAGCAUCUAACAAAUUUUUUUCAACGAAGACAGUAUAUUGAACAAGAACAUAAUGAUCUCAAACAAGAUCUAAGUCAACAAACUAUUAGCAAAACUUUAUUAGUAAAAAUAGAUCAAUGGGAAAAAGAAUCUAUUGAAAAGAUUCAAGAUGCUGCUGGAAUAGUUAGAACUACUUUAAAUCAAUUUACUAAAGAAUUAAAUGAUUUGAUUAAUAAACUAUCGAAUGAAUUAUACUCAAGUCCACAAAAGUCUGAUUAUUCCGAAAAUGAUCUAGAUCAAUGGAUGAAACAACUCGAAGAACUUCGAAUGAACUUUGGAAAAUUAUCGAAAAUUGAAGUAUCCGAUGAUGAUUUUUCAUCAGUACCACUUAUAAAAAUCAAGAUUCCAGAUGAAAAAGAAAACAAUCAAACAGACUCGAAAUUUUCGGGUACAGAUCGUUCAGAUGACAAAUCAACAGAAGUCGUUAUGUCCAGUGCUUCAUCAACAGAUGAUAACUCAACAAUAAGAAGUUCACACAUACAUAGUCAACCGAAAGCAUAUCACAGUGAUUUAUUUGGUCUUAAUCAAUUACGUGACAAAAAAAUACAGUCGUUAUUAGAAGAUCUUAUGUAUUUGGAUCCUAUGGAAAAAAAUGGACCAAUGAGUGGUCAAUGUGGUCCACAAACUGAUCAAAUGGAACGAUUUCUUUCAACUGUAUUUGGUUUCAAAAAUAUUCCUGAUACAUAUAUUGUUCAAGGUGUAAAAUCAUUUAAGUUGGAUAAAUCUCUGCAUUCUUUAAAACCAAAUGAAGAAAUUCAUUUUCCUACGACUACUGAAAAUUCAUUUAUUAUGACUGUACAAGAAAUUAUCAAUUGGCAACGUUCAUAUAAAGUUUAUGCCGAUAAAACAAUCAAUGGAAUGGAUCAAAAAUUUCUUCAACGUGCUUUACAAGGACAAAGUCAAGAUGGUGAAGAAGCUUUUCGUAUGAAAUAUGUCGUACGCAUUUCAACAUGUCCUAUAUUGAUGGAAUUCGACGCGAAAAUCAUAUCUCGUCGUUUAGAUGAAGAGUGGCCUAGUCGAAUUAAACUUGUUUCAGCAACAGGUAUUGAUUUUGCUGGUCGAAAACAUGAUAUAGAUGAUAUUGUUCAAUAUGUAUCGAAUUGGAAAGAUGUUUUCUUUACUAAUAGACAAUCAGAUUUACCGUUACUCUUUAAUGAAAGAGAUUUUCAUCGAAAACCUAAUAGAUCACGAGGACACCUUCAUGAAGAACGUGUUCGAAACAGUUUGAUACGUAUGACUAGACUACGAUUGUGUGCAUGUGAUGCAGAAGAAGUUCAGAUUGUUAUUGAAACAGGUAUCGGACUUGGAGUAUUUGCUGGUAGUCCUAUUGGAAUUGAUGCAAAAAUACGAGCACUCUCAGCAGAAGCUAUUCGAAUCGUACUUGAACAAGAUGGAGCAUCAUACAAAAAUAUUCGUGCUAUUGUCUUUGCUCUACCUAUACUCAAUGAAAAUAAAUAUGUAGAUCGUCCUCUCGAUGCUUUUAAUGAUUUUGUCAAUGAAUUUCGAAAAUCAAAAUAUACUGGUCCUAUACCUGUAAUGAUUGUUGAUCAAGAUAUGCAUCGAUUAGCUGUAGCUAUUGCUCGUCGUGGUUUUAUUGUUUCUGAACUAAAUCCUGGUGAUUCACAUAGUAUUUUUGGUGAAUAUUGGCAAAAUCGAGGACCAUCGGUUGAAGAAAAAUUAGCUUUGACAACAAUCGGUCUACUCGUACAACAUCACCUCAUCAAUCCAUGGGUACUAGAUAUAAACAACUAUCACCUCUUAGAACUAAAUGAAGGAUCUAUCUUAGAUCGACGUGUUAUUAAAUCGAGCGACAAUGAAUAA